GACGGAUGUGAUUCGCAUCAGGAGGCAAAUUUGAAACCUGUGAGUGCUGCAGUAUUGCUAAGAGCAAGACAACUGCAACACGAAAGAAAUGUGCUGGCAGAUGCACUUGUAUGCAAGCCAAAAAAAAGAAGUGGAAGUGGAAGUGGACAGUUCCGCUACAGGUUAAUGUUAAAAUUAAAUCAAUAUAUUUUUUAUCAAAAAUUGUAUUCAUAGAAAAAAUUAAAUAUGCCAAAAAAGUUUGCCACUGAAAACACCAAAGCUGUUGCUGCUAGGGAAAGAAAAAAACAAGCUAAGGAUGAAGUCUCCGCGAAAAAGCAGAAAGAAGUAGAUGAUUUAUAUUGGGCAGAUAAUGACAAACAGUUACAAAAGAAACAACAAAAAAAGGAGGCAGAAGAAAAGAAAAAACAAGAAGCCUUGAGGAAGAAAGCUGAAACAAAAGAAUUAUUAGAAAAAGAACAAAGUGAAAUCGUUAAGAAAACAUCUAAACCUGCACCUCCAGUGAAAGUGACAAGAGCUCAGAUAUCUGCCAAGGCAGCUGCACCUAAAGUAGAAAAAGAAGAGAAGAAAGUGGAAACUCAUCUGGAUGCUCCAUUGAUUGAAAAUAUUAAUAGGCUCCAAGUAGAAGGAGAAGAAGCUAGAACUAUUGAUGAAGCUAUUUCAAUACUAGGUAAUAAUGAUGAACUUGACAAACAUCCAGAAAAACGUAUGAAAGCUGCAUAUACUGCCUAUGAAGAAAGAAGACUUAAAGAACUAAAAGAAGAAAACCCAACUCUACGUUUAUCUCAACUGAAACAAAUGAUCUUCAAGGAAUGGCAAAAAUCACCAGAGAAUCCUCUUAACCAAUAGUUUACUUAUUUUGUUAUUAGCUGUUAUCAACAGAAGUGUUCAAAUUCAGAUAAAAAUUGGAUACAUACAAUACCUGUGUGGAUGUACUACAUCAUUGAUGAAGACUUAUGAUAGAAUUAUGAAUUAUUAAUAAGAAUCUUCAAUUGCCCCAGAAACACACUUUAAAAAUACUGAUAACUCCAUAUAUGUUAUUAUACUUCAAAGUUUGUCACGGUAUUCUUAAAUUUUCAAUAACCCACACAUCAUUAGAACAAGUUUAAAUAUUUUUUUGCUUUUCAAGAUAAUUGAGUGCAAUCUUCUCUGGUAUGAAUUGUUUCAAUAAAGUGAGGCAGAUAAUAUUAAAUCGUGACAAUAAUUAGUUGAUUUUGCUUUUGCUAUAACAAAACAAGUUAUGGAUUGUUCUUUACUGCAAAAAUUGUAUUAUGAUAAGGCUUUCAUAAUAUAUGGAAGCCAGUGUAUUAAAGAAACUACACUCGGGUGCAAAAAAAUCGAUCCACUUAAAAAUUUGGUCAUUUUUGAUGCUCGAAUUUCCUAAACCUGUUGUCCGAUUUAAGUGAUUUUUUACCAUGUUAUAGCCUUAUUCAUUAACAAUAUAGCUGUAAUAAUAUUUUUGUUAGACAGGUAAACUGUCAUUGUAUACUGGGUGUACGAAUCAAACUGUGUUUUUUUCUCAAAGUUCGCAUCGCCCUGAGGACUAUUCUAGCAUUUAUAAAAUACUGAAAUUAAAACCCAACUCUAGCCUCAGGUGUUCUUAACAUUCUGUUUUUAGAUUCAUUCGCUUAUGUUGGAUAAUAAAAAAGUUAGGUACUUUAACAACUGGCCGUGUUCGUCAUCAAUACAGGGUGUUUCUAAAUAAGUGCGACAAACUUUAAGGAGUAAUUUUACAUGAGAAAAUAAGGACAGUUUGCUUUAUAAUCAUAUGUCCGCAAACGCUUCGUUUCCGAGAUACGGGAUGUUCAAUUUUUUUACAAACUGACGAUUUAUUUAUUACUUUAAAACCAGUUGAGAUAUGCAAAUCAAAUUUGGUGAGUUUUAAGACGUAGUUAUUGCCCAUUUUUUGACAUACAAUUAAGAAUUUAAUAUUCACCAUUGGCGUGCAUACGGGUCAUAUUACCCGGUCAUAUUACCUGUAUGCACGACAAUGGCGAAUAAAAAUUUUUUAGUUGUAUGCCAAAAAAAUGUGAAAUAACUACCUCUUAAAACCUACCAAAUUUCAUUUACAUAUCUCAACCGGUUUUAGAACAAUAAAUAAAUCGUCAGUUUGUAAGAAAAAAUUCAACAUCCCGUUUGCCCAUUUGCGGACAUGUUUAUAAAGCAAACUGUCAUUAUUUUUUCAUGCAGAAUUAGCCCUUAAAGUUUUUCGCACUUAUUUAAAAACACCCUGUAUUGAUGAAGAACAUGGCUAGUUGUCAAAGUACCUAACUUUUUCAUUAUCCAACACAAGUGAAUGAUCGCUCAUAAUACCCGUUUGUGCGCCAAUGAUAAAUAUUAAAUUCUUAAUUGUAUGUCAAAAAAUGUGCCAUAACUACGUCUUAAAACCCACCAAAUUCGAUAUGCAUAUCUCAACUGGUUUUAAAGCAAUAAAUAAAUCGUCAGUUUGUAAAAAAAAUUAACGGAAAAAAUUGUAUCUCUGAAACGAACCGUUUGCGGACAUAUGAUUAUAAAGCAAACUGUCCUUAUUUUCUCAUGUAAAAUUACCCCUUAAAGUUUGUCACACUUAUUUAGAAACACCCUGUACUGAUGACGAACAUGGCCAGUUGUUAAAGUACCUAACCUUUUUACCUCCAACAUAAGCGAAUGAAUCUAAAAACAGAAUGUUAAGAAGACCUGAGGUUAUAGUUGGCUUUUAAUUUUAGUAUUUUAUAAAUGCUAGAAUAGUCCACAGGGUGAUGCGAACUUUGAGAAAAAAACACAGUUUGAUUCGUACACCCAGUAUACAACUACAGUUUACCUGUCUAACAACAAUAUUAUAACAGCGAUAUUGUUAACGAAUAAGGCUAUAACAUGGUAAAAAAUCACUUAAAUCGGACAACGGGUUUAGGAAAUUCGUGACAUCAAAUUGACCAAAUUUUUAAGAGGAUCGAUUUUUUUUGCACUUGAGUGUAUGUAUUUUAUUGCAGUUUAUUCUCAACGAAAUAUUUGAUAAACCUAAGGUGCCUAAACUAGUAAACAUAAAUAUUGUCAUCAAAUAUAAAAAAUUCAUAAAUAUUGAUAAAAUAAUGACAUUUAUGAAAUUUUUUAGGUUAAGUUAAUUUCAAUGGUGUAUUAUCUGAAAGCGACUGCAUUUUUUUGUGUUGGGCUUUGUACUAAUAUAUGUAUAUUGGAGGUGUUAAGUCACAAUGACGACCGCUCGUAGAUUUCGGCGGAACUAAAAUUGAGGGUGUUUUUCUUCUUUUUAUUUUUUUGGCCUGCUAUAAUGGGGGUUUUUAAUGUCAAAUCGUUGUCAAAUUUUCGAACGCUCGAAAAAAUAUUCAAAAUCAUAAAUAUGUUUAUUUUUACAAAUUUGUGGCUAAUAUAAAAUUAUUAACAUGGUUUUGAAGCCGCUGUGAUUGAACAAAAUCAAAAUGUUGAUUCUGAAUACAAUAUAUCUGAAGAUUUAGGUAAUUGUAAUUUUGAAUCCGCUGUGACUGUAAACAAUGAAUCCGAGUAUUCAAACAUUGUCGAAAUUGUAGAUAAACAAUAAAUAAUUAUUUGUUAAGAUACUUAUUGCGAUGGUUGUAUUGAUCUGAACAAAACUCCUCAAGAUGUUACAAGAUAUUUUAAAGGAUUUUGAUCUAAAUAGGUACACUGUGUACAUAUCUGCUUAGUAUAAAGAUAAGUAUCAUUAAUACACUAAGCAUCAAAAUUAACGCACCACCUUAAAAAUGGGACAUUUUUUAUGUCUCGUAUUUCCUAAACCUGUUGUCCGAUUUUAGUGAUUUUUUUUAAUAUGUUAUAGCUUUAUUCUUCAAUAAUAUUGAUAUAGUAAUAUUGUUGCUAAACAGAUACGUGAUAUUGUAUACCUGGUGUAACAAUGAUAGUGUGUUUUUUCCUCAAAGUUUAGAACACCCUGUGGAAUAUUCUAGCGUAUAUAAAAUAUUGAAAUUAAAUCUCAACUGUAGCCUUUCUUAACAUUCUGCUUUUUGAUUAAUUCGCUUAUGUUUAAUAAUAAAAAGUUAGGUAUUGUACCCUCGGAGAUCGCUGGGAAAAUUUCCACUCAAAAUAAAAUCCAGUUUGGAACACUGUGUGAAUGUUGAUAGUAACAUAUCCUUUUUAAGAUAAACAGACCUGUAAUUUAGCUUAGACAAAUUAAUAUAUUUUUUUGCAAACAAAAAUGAGAUUUUUCAACCAAAUAAUGUUUCAAAUAUGAUGUGCAAAAUAAUUUUUAAUUGGGUUCUGCUAAUGAGCUUCCUUUUUUGUCAUUAAAGUAGAAAAAUUUUAAAUUUCACCCAUUAAAUGAUUAUCGUCCAGUUAUCGUCGUAAUUAUUUUAACUGUACUAAUAUCCGUCGACUAAUUCUGAAUGAUUAAUGGCUUGUUAAAACAUUUUAUCUGUAGCGGCUUCUGGAAUGUCUUAAAAAUAUCGCAUUUCAUUGAUAAAAUGCGCAUAUCCCACCGAUCUUCGCUUCGAUCAUACUUUAACAACUAGUAAAGUUCUUCAUCAAUACAGGGUGUUUCUAAAUAAGUGCGACAAACUUUAAGGGGUAAUUCUGCAUGCAAAAUAAUGAAUGUUUGCUUUAUAAACAUAUAUCCGCAAAUGCUUCGUUUCCGAGAUACGGGAUGUUGAAUUUUUUCUUACAAACUGACGAUUUAUGUAUUGCUCUAAAACCGGUUGAGAUAUGCAAAUGAAAUUUGGUAGGUUUUAAAAGGUAGUUAUUGCACAUUUUUUGACAUACAAUUAAGAAAUUUAUAUUCACCAUUGGCGUGCAUACGGGUCAUAUUACCCGGUCAUAUUUUCCGUAUGCACACCAAUGGUGAAUAUAAAAUUCUUAAUUUUAUGCCAAAAAAAUGCGCAAUAACUACCUCUUAAAACCUACCAAAUUUCAUUUGCAUAUCUCAACCGGUUUUAGAGAAAUAAAUAAAUCGUCAGUUCAUAAGAAAAAAAUCAACAUCCCGUAUCUCGGAAACGAAGCAUUUGCGGACAGAUGUUUACAAAGCAAACGGUCAUUAUUUUUUCAUGCAGAAUUACCCCUUAAAGUUUGUCGCACUUAUUUAGAAACACCCUGUAUUGAUGAAGAACGUUGCUAGUUGUUAAAGUACCUAACUUUUUUAUUAUCCAACAUAAGCGAAUGAAUCAAAAAGCAAAAUGUUAAGAAAGCUUAAGGCUACAGUUGAGUUUUAAUUUCAAUAUUUUAUAUACGCUAGAAUAUUCCACAGGGUGUUCCAAACUUUAAGGAAAAAACACACUAUCAUUGUUACACCCGGUAUGCAAUGACACAUCUAUUUAGCAACAAUAUUAUUACAUCGAUAUUCUUGAAGAAUAAAGCUAUAACAUAUUAAAAAAAUCACUAAAAUGGGACAACAGGAGUAGGAAAUACGAGACAUCAAAAAUGUCCCAUUUUUAAGGUGGUGCAUUAAUUUUGAUGCUUAGUGUAUAAAUUACUUACUUGUAGUAAUGUCAUCGUCUUUUUUAAAGAGGUCACUGCAAAUAUAAAAAUACUUAAUAUUUUUGCUUAAACCACAAACUUCGAUCCAUAAUACUUGUUCGAUUUUUUUAACUGGACAAUAAUUCAGUUGUACUCCAUCAGCAGAUUUUUUUACAAGUUUCUAUACAACAUCGACGCCAACUAACGUGAAGAUUCCAUGUUAAUAAUUUUAUAUUAGCCACCUAAAUCUAAACAAUGAAUAUUUUUUCGCGCGUUUGAAAUUAAAAAUUUGACAACGAUUUGACAUUAAAAACCCCCAUUAUAUCAGGUCAAUAAGAAGAAAAACAUCCUCAAUUUUAGUUCCGCCGAAAUCCACGAGAGGUCGUCAUUGUGACUUAAUACCUCCAAUUGGCAGCAAAUCUUUAACUUUUUAAACUGAGCAUUUUUUAUCCAAAGAUCAAGUAAUAAUCUAAAUUUGAAUACUUCACAUAACUGAAAAAUACUUUCGGCUUGUGAUUAUUCCUUGACUAAACAUUUUAAACACUUCAGAAUGAUAUUUUUCACUGGAAACAAAUAAAAAUACUUCUUUAUAUUAACAAGUUUUACACAAAAAUUGUAUUAUGUAUGUAUCGAUUGUUUGGUUUUUGAAAUCUUUAAUUUUGACUAUGUAAUCGCGUUAAUUUAAAUUUUAUUUUUAAUUUUCAAAUAUAUACGUAUAUCGUU
Diabrotica virgifera virgifera (western corn rootworm) is the source of this 6132-nucleotide messenger RNA. RefSeq names its product coiled-coil domain-containing protein 124. Gene Ontology annotation, molecular function: transcription coactivator activity. The record is from RefSeq and is a predicted model, not a curated record. The coding region runs from base 226 to 846 and encodes 206 amino acids. Lineage: Eukaryota; Metazoa; Arthropoda; Insecta; Coleoptera; Chrysomelidae. The transcript has 4 exons. Gene Ontology annotation, biological process: transcription by RNA polymerase II. Gene Ontology annotation, cellular component: nucleus.